UCAUGAGACUAAAAAUGACUUGGGCACUUUUGUUGUUAAGUUUUACAUUAGUUAACUUGGCAAUCAAUGCUUUUGAAGUUUCAUAUGAUUCGAGAGCUAUAACAAUCGAUGGCAAAAGAAAAGUUCUAUUCUCUGGUUCAAUUCAUUAUCCUCGUAGCACAGCUGAAAUGUGGCCUUCUUUGAUUAAUAAAGCAAAAGAAGGUGGACUUGACGUAAUUGAAACAUAUGUUUUCUGGAAUGCUCAUGAGCCUCAACCUCGACAGUAUGAUUUUUCUGGAAAUCUGGAUCUCGUCAAAUUUAUUAAAACCAUUCAAAAGGAAGGACUUUAUGCCAUGCUGCGCAUUGGUCCAUAUGUAUGUGCUGAAUGGAACUACGGAGGGUUUCCAGUAUGGUUGCACAAUAUGCCAAAUAUGGAAUUUAGGACCAAUAAUACUGCUUACAUGAAUGAGAUGCAAACCUUCACAACUUUGAUAGUGGACAAGAUGAGGCAUGAGAAUCUUUUUGCAUCACAAGGAGGACCCAUUAUUCUUGCUCAGAUUGAAAAUGAGUAUGGAAACAUUAUGAGCGAAUAUGGAGAAAAUGGAAAACAAUAUGUGCAAUGGUGCGCUCAACUAGCUGAAUCUUACAAAAUUGGUGUGCCUUGGGUUAUGUGUCAACAAAGUGAUGCUCCAGAUCCCAUUAUUAACACAUGUAAUGGUUGGUAUUGUGACCAAUUUUCUCCUAACAGUAAAAGCAAACCAAAGAUGUGGACUGAGAAUUGGACUGGCUGGUUUAAGAAUUGGGGAGGACCAAUUCCACAUAGAACUGCUCGGGAUGUUGCAUAUGCUGUUGCGCGAUUUUUCCAAUAUGGUGGCACAUUCCAAAACUAUUAUAUGUACCACGGAGGUACCAAUUUCGGACGAACUUCAGGAGGACCAUAUAUUACCACUUCAUAUGACUAUGAUGCUCCUUUAGAUGAAUAUGGUAACAAAAAUCAACCUAAGUGGGGACAUCUUAAACAACUCCAUGAGCUUCUAAAAUCAAUGGAAGAUGUCUUGACUCAGGGAACAACAAACCAUACUGACUAUGGGAACCUGUUGACAGCCACGGUUUACAAUUAUUCUGGAAAAUCAGCUUGCUUCCUUGGAAAUGCAAAUUCAUCAAAUGAUGCUACAAUUAUGUUCCAAAGCACUCAAUAUAUUGUUCCUGCUUGGUCUGUGUCUAUCCUACCAAAUUGUGUUAAUGAAGUUUACAACACUGCAAAGAUCAAUGCUCAAACGUCCAUAAUGGUCAUGAAAGACAACAAAUCAGAUAAUGAAGAAGAGCCACACUCAACAUUGAAUUGGCAAUGGAUGCAUGAGCCCCAUGUUCAGAUGAAAGAUGGCCAAGUCCUUGGUUCAGUUUCUCGUAAGGCUGCUCAACUUUUGGAUCAAAAGGUUGUCACAAAUGAUACGAGUGAUUACUUAUGGUACAUCACAAGUGUUGACAUUAGUGAAAAUGACCCUAUUUGGUCCAAGAUAAGAGUGAGCACCAAUGGACAUGUGCUUCAUGUGUUUGUUAAUGGAGCACAAGCAGGUUACCAAUAUGGUCAAAAUGGAAAAUAUUCAUUCACCUAUGAGGCAAAGAUCAAGCUGAAGAAAGGCACGAAUGAGAUAAGUCUACUUAGUGGCACUGUUGGUUUACCUAACUAUGGUGCCCACUUCUCCAAUGUGUCAGUUGGUGUUUGUGGUCCAGUUCAAUUAGUGACACUACAGAAUAACACUGAGGUAGUCAAGGAUAUCACCAAUAAUACAUGGAAUUAUAAGGUGGGAUUACAUGGUGAGAUUGUGAAGCUAUACUGUCCAGAAAACAAUAAAGGAUGGAACACAAAUGGUCUUCCUACUAAUAGAGUAUUUGUUUGGUAUAAGACCUUAUUCAAGAGUCCUAAGGGAACUGAUCCUGUCGUGGUGGAUUUGAAAGGGUUAAAAAAGGGUCAAGCCUGGGUAAAUGGUAACAACAUUGGUAGGUAUUGGACAAGAUAUCUUGCGGAUGAUAAUGGUUGCACUGCUACUUGUAAUUACCGAGGACCAUAUAGUUCAGACAAAUGCAUCACAAAGUGUGGAAGACCUACCCAAAGAUGGUAUCAUGUACCACGCUCAUUCCUUCGUCAAGAUAAUCAAAACACAUUGGUAUUGUUUGAAGAGUUUGGAGGUCACCCCAAUGAGGUUAAAUUUGCCACCGUAAUGGUUGAAAAAAUUUGUGCAAAUUCAUAUGAAGGAAACGUGCUAGAAUUAUCAUGUCGUGAGGAACAAGUCAUCUCUAAAAUUAAAUUUGCCAGCUUUGGUGUGCCCGAAGGUGAAUGUGGAUCCUUUAAGAAGAGCCAAUGUGAAUCUCCCAAUGCUUUAUCCAUCCUGAGCAAGAGUUGUCUUGGAAAACAAAGUUGCUCUGUUCAGGUUUCACAGAGAAUGCUUGGUCCUACUGGAUGCAGGAUGCCACAAAAUCAAAACAAGCUUGCUAUAGAAGCAGUUUGUGAAUCUAUAGCCAAGAAAUAUUAGAUCUUGGGAUGUGUUAGGAUUUUCAGAAUAAUGGUCGUUUGACCUCUUAUAUGUAAUAGUGUCUUGAAUAAA
This is a messenger RNA of Glycine soja, 2585 nucleotides long. Its product is annotated as beta-galactosidase 15-like. Gene Ontology annotation, molecular function: carbohydrate binding; beta-galactosidase activity. Gene Ontology annotation, cellular component: vacuole; cell wall. The transcript has 18 exons. NCBI's taxonomy places the organism in Eukaryota, Viridiplantae, Streptophyta, Magnoliopsida, Fabales, Fabaceae. The coding region runs from base 3 to 2513 and encodes 836 amino acids. The record is from RefSeq and is a predicted model, not a curated record. Gene Ontology annotation, biological process: carbohydrate metabolic process.